This is a messenger RNA of Naumovozyma dairenensis CBS 421, 2055 nucleotides long. RefSeq names its product translation termination factor GTPase eRF3 (gene SUP35). NCBI's taxonomy places the organism in Eukaryota, Fungi, Ascomycota, Saccharomycetes, Saccharomycetales, Saccharomycetaceae. Gene Ontology annotation, molecular function: GTP binding; GTPase activity; translation release factor activity. Bases 1 to 2055 code for a protein of 684 amino acids. Gene Ontology annotation, biological process: translation; nuclear-transcribed mRNA catabolic process, deadenylation-dependent decay; translational termination. The transcript has a single exon. Gene Ontology annotation, cellular component: translation release factor complex. The record is from RefSeq and is a predicted model, not a curated record.
AUGUCUAAUCCAAACCAACAACAACAACAAGGAAACGCCCAACAAGGUGGUAACAAUAGUUACCAAAACUACCAACAAUAUUACCAAAAUCCACAAGGGAAUCAACAAACAGCUGGUUAUCAAUCCUACCAAGGUUAUCAAGGUUAUCAAGGUUACAACCAACAACAACAAUAUCAACCACAGCAACAGCAACAACAACAAGGUUAUCAACCCUACCAACAAUAUAACCCACAGGCUCAAGGUUUUCAACCACAACAAGGUUACCAAUCAUACCAAGGUUACAACCAGCAAGGUGGUUACCAACAGGGUGGUUACCAACAGGGUGGUCGUAAUAAUAACUAUAAAUCAUACAAUCAAAACCAAGGUUAUCAAGCUUAUAACCAACAAUCAACCAAUCAAGGUAUGUCAUUGAAGGAUUUCCAACAACAACAGCAACCUACUGGUGCCACUACAUCUGCUCCAAAACCUAAGAAAACCUUGAAAUUGGUUUCUAGUUCUGGUAUCAAAUUAGCUAACGCUACCAAGAAACCUGAACCAAAGGAUACUACUCCCGAAAAGACAACUGAAGAACAAUCAACAACUAACACUACUACCACUACUGAGGAGGAACUACCAAAUGUCUCUGAGUUGAAAAUUACCGAUAAAACAACCACUGAAGAAAGUACUACCACCACCACCACAACUACAACUACAACUACAGACGCAGAUACCCUUAUCAAAGAACAAGAAGAUGAAGUUGACGAAGAAGUUGUUCAAGAUAUGUUUGGUGGUAAAGAUCAUGUCUCCAUUAUCUUUAUGGGUCACGUUGAUGCAGGGAAAUCCACUAUGGGUGGUAAUCUAUUAUAUUUGACAGGUUCUGUGGAUAAGAGAACCAUUGAAAAAUAUGAAAGAGAAGCUAAAGAUGCUGGUAGACAAGGUUGGUAUUUAUCUUGGGUUAUGGAUACCAAUAAGGAAGAAAGAAAUGAUGGUAAAACUAUUGAAGUAGGUAAGGCUUAUUUCGAAACUGAAAAGAGACGUUAUACUAUCUUGGAUGCUCCAGGUCAUAAGAUGUAUGUUUCUGAAAUGAUUGGUGGUGCGUCUCAAGCUGAUGUUGGUAUCUUGGUUAUUUCUGCGAGAAAGGGUGAAUAUGAAACUGGGUUUGAAAAAGGGGGUCAAACUCGUGAACAUGCUUUGUUAGCUAAGACUCAAGGUGUUAAUAAGAUGAUUGUUACUAUUAAUAAGAUGGACGAUCCAACUGUUAAUUGGUCUGAAGAACGUUACGAUCAAUGUGUUAAGAACUUGACCAACUUCUUGAAAGCUAUUGGUUAUAAUAAAGAAGAUGUUGUUUAUAUGCCUGUUUCUGGUUACAGUGGUGCUGGUCUAAAAGAUCGUGUGGAUCCAAAGGUUUGUCCAUGGUAUACUGGCCCAUCUCUAUUGGAAUAUCUAGAUAGUAUGAAUCAUGUUGACCGUCAUAUUAAUGCUCCAUUCAUGUUACCAAUCGCUUCUAAGAUGAAAGAUAUGGGUACUGUCGUGGAAGGUAAAAUUGAAUCUGGCCAUAUUAAGAAGGGUCAAUCUACUAUAAUGAUGCCAAAUAAAGUACCUGUGGAAAUUCAAAAUAUUUAUAACGAAACUGAAGCUGAAGUUGAUAUGGCUGUUUGUGGUGAACAAGUUAAAUUAAGAAUUAAAGGUGUUGAAGAAGAAGAUGUAUCGGCUGGGUUUGUCUUAACAUCUCCAAAGAAUCCUGUUAAGAACGUUACUAAAUUUGUCGCACAGAUUGCCAUUGUGGAAUUAAAAUCUAUCAUGUCUGCUGGUUAUUCAUGUGUUAUGCACGUUCAUACUGCCAUUGAAGAAGUAACGAUCACAAGAUUACUACAUAAGUUAGAAAAAGGUACCAACCGUAAAUCUAAGAAACCACCUGCUUUCGCUAAGAAAGGUAUGAAGAUUAUUGCCCUUGUAGAAACAGAAGUUCCUGUUUGUGUUGAAACUUAUGAAGAUUACCCACAAUUAGGUAGAUUUACAUUAAGAGAUCAAGGUACUACCAUUGCCAUUGGGAAGAUUAUGAAGAUCAUUGAGUGA